Molecule: messenger RNA, 4966 nt
Organism: Hippopotamus amphibius kiboko
Lineage: Eukaryota; Metazoa; Chordata; Mammalia; Artiodactyla; Hippopotamidae
Gene: RAB23
Product: RAB23, member RAS oncogene family
Exons: 6
Coding region: 912-1625 (237 amino acids)
Molecular function (GO): GTPase activity; GTP binding
Source: RefSeq, a predicted model, not a curated record
UUCCAUUCCCUGGAAGACUGUAAAGGGUACCUGGAACAGUUCUUUGCUCAAAAAGAUAAAAAGUUUUGGGAAGUUGGAGUUAUGAAGUUGCCUGAAAAAUGGCAGAAGGCAGUGGAACAAAAGGGUGAAUACGUUCAACAAAGUUCUUGGUGAAAAUGAAAAAUGUGUCUUAUUUUUACUUAAAAACCAAAGGCAGUUUUUGGCCCACCCGAUAUACAAAUCCUUUCUUUAGGGUGCUGUUCUAGGGACAUUAGUUACUCUCUGUGCGGAUGAAAAGCAGUUUCCUUAGGUUUUGUAUUUGUUGCCCAUUUGGUGGUAACUAUCUAUGGAGGACUUAUCAAGUAUGAUUUAUCAAGUAUGAAAAUUAACUAUGAUUCAGUAUAUGAAACUACCUUUUUUUUUUUUCAUGCUUAACUUUCACUGUGCUUUCUGUGUAUCAUUGAUCAACAAUCCUGUGAGGUAAACAUCCUCAGGAAACUGAAGCUUCAAGAAGUUAAGCAGUAACUUCACUGAGAGCACAGAACCAGUGAACAGCAACUUUAAAUCAGGCCUCAACUCUUAACACCUAUAGUCUAGUCUCUACGAAAGGCAGAAGUAUGUAACCUAGGCAUUUAUUGAUACCCAGAAGUCAUACAUUGUGCUGUCGAUAAGGAUUCAAAAGAGAAUGGUGUUAUUGUCUCUCUUUUCAAAGAAUUUACAUUAUCUCAACAGGGUGGGGAGAGGGUCUUCAUCAGGGAAACAAAUUCUUGCAAUUCAAUAUGAUUAUUUCUUGAUAAAACAAUUACAGCUUAUUUUGUUUUAUAUAAUUUUUAUGUCUUGAAAAAAUAAUUUCAUUUUCAGCCACAGAUUUGGGAGAGAAGAUCUGAUCACCUGGAAUUAAAGUUGGCACAGAAACCUUUUCAACUCCAAAAAUGUUGGAGGAAGAUAUGGAAGUGGCCAUUAAGAUGGUGGUUGUAGGGAAUGGCGCAGUUGGAAAAUCAAGUAUGAUUCAGCGGUAUUGCAAAGGCAUUUUUACAAAAGACUACAAGAAAACCAUCGGAGUUGAUUUUUUGGAGCGACAAAUCCAAGUUAAGGAUGAAGACGUCAGGCUCAUGUUAUGGGAUACGGCAGGUCAAGAGGAGUUUGAUGCAAUAACGAAGGCCUACUACAGAGGAGCCCAGGCCUGUGUGCUUGUAUUUUCCACCACAGACAGGGAAUCUUUUGAAGCGAUUUCCAGUUGGAGAGAGAAGGUGGUGGCUGAAGUUGGAGAUGUACCAACUGUGCUUGUCCAGAACAAGAUCGAUCUUCUGGACGACUCCUGUAUAAAGAAUGAGGAAGCUGAGGCACUGGCAAAAAAGUUGAAGCUGAGAUUCUACAGAACGUCAGUGAAAGAGGAUCUGAACGUGAGUGAAGUUUUUAAAUAUUUGGCUGAAAAAUAUCUUCAAAAGCUUAAACAACAAAUAGCUGAGGAUCCGGAGUCAAUGCAUUCAAGUAGUAACAAAAUUGGUGUCUUUAGCACGUCUGCUGGGAGUCACUUGGGUCAGAAUUCAAGUACCCUUAAUGGUGGAGAUGUCAUCAACCUCAGGCCCAACAGACAGAGGACCAAGAAAAACCGAAAUCCUUUUAGCAGCUGUAGCAUACCCUAAAACGCUUCAGCAAGGAAGAAAUGGAAUUAUAUUGUGCAGUAAGAUACAUCCAGCUGUCACGGUAUGUUACACGAUUUUUUCGCAGACUGCACCUAAUGGCUCUCCGAAAGUUGACAGACUUAAACGUUGUUCUGCAGUGCUUUUCAGAAUGGAGCAAGAUCUCUGGUGGAAAAAUUAUUGCCCUGUGGACUCAUUUUAAUUUUUUUUACAUUAGACGAAGCUUCUCCCGUUUUUGAAGGAAUGCUAUAAGAAAUAUCAAAAACAGGUUUUGCUGAAUUUGAAAUGCUGGAAAAUGUAAAUGAAAUGCCUAAAUAUAUUGGUACAGAUUUUAAUAUUAUGGGUCAAGGAAAGAUAGCAAGCGUUCUUUCUCUGAAAUUGGUCAUCUAGCUUUUCUGGGAAGUAGUAGUGAAUGUGAAUACUUACAAGAAUAGUAUUGAAAGGUGAAGCCUGAUCUUGCCAGAAUGCAUUAGUGUGUACUCUGGCAGUGUUACUUGUGCAAUAUCUGUAGAAGUGGAACAUGGAGUUAUGUGCUCCCACAGAUCCCUGGUUCUAGAGUAAGCAGGUGUGUGCAGUGUUUAAGGAAACAUAGAAUCUAACUCAUUCAUUCAUGAAACCAUUUACACAUUUAUGUGUAUGUUCUAACUUUUUAUUUUCAAAUGAGAAAUUCUAGACAGAUAUUUUGCAAAAUGAGCUCCGAUUUAAAAAGUGCUUUGUGCCAAAAAUACCAUACCUAAUUUUCAGUGCUUUAUCAGAAUUUAUAUUGUUGAUAAUCUCUUUUAAAAGCAGUUUUCCUCUCUGACAGGGCAGAUGAAAGCGGAGUGUCUUUUAAGUGCUAGAGCCCCUCCCAGGUGGCGCUGGUUGCAGAAUCUUUUUGUGUCCCUGCAUACGUGUGGCAGGCUUGAGCUGGCAGCCACAGGACCCCUGCCCUGUGCAGCAUGGCCGCCUCGUACGCAGCACCUUUUGCUGUUGACAAUGUAAUUCUGAACUAGGAUUAUGCUAAAAUUUUUUUAAAUACACAAGAGGCGAUCUUUUGUCUUUAAACCGCAGCACAGAUUUUAUAACGCCCUGCAACUCUAAAGCAUCUUUUUGUUUACAUUUUUUGUAUGAUAUUUUGAGAUUAUCAUUUAAAAAUUUCUAUAACCUUCAGUUUGUAUAGCACUUUCUCAAGAGCUCUGUCAGCACCAAAUACAAAAUAAUUUCUUGUAAUAAGAGAUUUUAAUGUGUAAUCAUGGGGCAGAGCAUACAUUUUGUGACUUGGGGCAGCAGCUCUCCAACUCAGUUAAUUGCAUGAACUCUGGUAACUGAUUAUCAUUCAUCAAUGACUUGUUUUUAACCCCUUGCAAUAUACUGGUUUUUAUAGGAUUUAAAAAUCUGUAAAAAUAACUUUUCUUGGAAAAUGUGUCACAAAGUCAUUUUUCAUUAUUUGUACUAAAUGCAUAAUUUUUAUAUAUUCCUUUUGUAUGUUUUCUCUCUGUUUUUAAGUCUUCCAUCUGUGUCACUCUCAUCCCCGUCCAGGUUAAUAUUGAGAACAUGAUAGACUUUUCUAGGGCAUGUCUUUAAGUGGUCAGGAGUGAAGGUUUGCCUUUCAUAAUACUGAAAUAAUCUGGCAUUAUCUAUUUCAAAGUAAUAUAAAAUGUUUAUUUUUAUGUCACCAGUUGUCACCACUCCCAUUGCUGGCAGUGGGAUAGGUACUGGGGAAAAACUCUGUCCCUAACAAUGGGUACCCGCUAGUGAUUCGUGUUCCCUUUUCUACUCGCUGGAAAUACAGUCCCUUUAAUUUUUGCACAAAAUAUAUUUUGCAGCAAAUAGUCUUUAGUAGCAGAAAAAUCACAUUAUAUAAAAUAUUGUAGUUCUCUUUCACAUUAAUUAAGUGUAUGUGGGUAAAAGUUUUUUUCUGUAUAAAAAAGUCUGAUGAUGGUUGCAGUUCCCUUGAUACUUGUAAUCUAAUUUUAUGUACUUAGUUUUGUCCUUUUUUUUAAACAAGAACUGAAGAGAGAUCUUUGUUACACAUUUGAAUUUUUAAUUUGCAAUUCUGUAUUUUACCUAACUGUAAUUAGUCAUUUUAAAUAAUUAAGCAGGCCUGAAAAUCUGCCACAAGUGGUAUGUUAAAUACUUUCUCAGUUCUAAAAACAUUCAAAAUUGACCUUAAGUUCUUUCACCCUGAGGCCUUGAAUUCUUUUAAAUACCUUAACUACUAAUUUCUAAUGAACCAUGGAUGCUGAAGAAAUACUGAGACCCCAGGACGUUGUGCAUUUGCGCAGUAAUGUGCUUUUCUCUGUCGUGGCUCAUUUUGGCUGUGGCGUGGCUGCCAUGUCUGAGUCCUCAAGAUUCCUUUUCCUCUUUCAGUCUGCCUGUCAAAUUAACACCCUACAGCAUAGGCCACAUAAGGCGAUGCAGUGAAAUAAAACCAGGCUAAAUGGUUUCCUUCUUAUCUGCCCAAAGCUGACAGCACUCAUGUACGUCUUCAAAAUAAAGUAAAACUAACACUCCCAGAAGAGCCCCUCCGCUUGCUCUCCGGGUGCCUCAGAUGCUGGCAGCACAGUGCUUGGGAAGCAUUCACUGAUGAUCUCUUCUGUGCCACAGGGCUCCAGGGCUGGGGUCUCCUCUGGAGAUCCUGGGAUGGGGAAGUGGCCUCAGGACCUGACAUCCCAACUUAAAGGGAACUACUUUACUGUCAAAUAUUGUUACUUUUUUGUCUCCUUUUUAAAACCUUUGAAAUAGUUACUAGCAACUUGCUGAAGUGCUCCCGUUACUCUAUCACUAGGGUAGCUGUUUCUCUGAAAACAAAAUGAACUGAGAGGUGAAAAUCUGUCCCACACUGCAGUCAUCUAAUGAACAGAGAGAGUCUGGGGUGACGUGGCGUGAAUGGGAAGGGGAUUUCCAGAUGCUGACAGUCUUUGGGAACUUGAGAAAAGCCUGGUUGUCUGCUGAAUUUUCAAAACGCUGAUAAAGAAAAAGAUGGCGCAAAAAGAAAAUCUUCCAUCUCACAGUGAACCUGAUGAUAACACAUUCGUCUGACAAAUCCAGAGGCUUUUGCCAGAGUUAUCAGUGAGAAUUAAUGUUUCCCGUGAAAGAAGAGAUUUAAAUAAGGUGGACUUGGGCUGGCAUCAAAACUAUCAUGAAUGUCCUCAGACUGUAACUGCUUUUUAUGAGGAGACAUGUAAAUAUAUAAAACCAGUCUGCAGCUUGACUGUUUUUUUUUUCCCGUGUGAAAGAAUAUCUCUCUUUUAUUGAAAACUGAUGUACUCAUUUUGAAGUAGUAUUUGGGGAAGUUGAAGCUUUUGUGUAUCAAUAGCACUAAUUAUUUUGAACAAAUAAAAGUGUUCUAUAGUUGCUCCAUU